AUGCCCGGAACAAUUCUAGAGCCUACCAAACUUAUUCUCUGCUUUGAUGGUACGGGAAAUACCUUCACGGGAUCCAACCAGGACACAAAUGUGGUCAAACUCCUGGGCAAACUAGACCGUCAUCAUCCCAAGCAAUACCAUUAUUACCAGACUGGGGUUGGAACCUAUGAUGUCAAUGAAACGUCUGUCAACAAAUCUUGGUUUGGUGGGAUGAAGAGCUCGAUGUCUAAGACUAUCGACCAGGGUCUUGGAACCACAUUUGACGCACAUGUCAUGGCGGGAUAUCGCUUUUUGAUGCGAUACUAUAGUACUGGCGAUAAGAUCUACAUGUUUGGAUUUAGUCGUGGUGCUUUCACGGCCAGGUUCCUUGCGCGUAUGGUACAUACCGUUGGCUUGCUUUGCAAAGGCAAUGAGGAGAUGGUCCCUUUCGCAUAUCGUCUCUUCCAACGAUAUUUGAAGGUUCGGGACUACAAGGGCGAGCAGCCUACGGCGGCUACGAACCCUAGCCACGAGAUGCAGCCACUACUCGACAACUCUAAACAGGAUGGAGAAGAGUAUCAAAAGGUGCGUGAUGAGAUCACGGCUUUCUGCAAUACGUUCUGCCGCCAAGAACCUUUGGAUGCAAAAGGAACAGUCGAGGGGAAUGUAAAGGUGUUUUUCCUCGGUAUAUGGGACUGCGUCAACUCGGUUGCCGUCCUGGAAGGAGAACCCCCUCACCCAGUGCCAGUGACAGGAACUGCCCACUUUGUUCGGCAUGCUGUUGCCGUAGACGAGCGUCGCGUCAAAUUCAAGCCGGCAUUGAUUGUCCAAGAUGUCCGUUCCUCGGCUGAUAGUAAGGAGGACAUCAAGGAGGUCUGGUUUCCUGGUAACCACGGCGAUGUCGGCGGUGGGUGGCCGGCUGAGAAAGACCAUCCUCUCGAAAAUAACAAGCAGAUGACUUACUGGGAAUACUUAAAAAACUUGUGGACAACUAGAAGAGGAAAUGGCCCAACUGUAAAAGGAAGCCCUGGCCGAUUCCAGUUGAGUGACAUCUCGCUAGCGUGGAUGAUCCAACAAUUGGAGCUUGUGGGGAGCGAGCAUUCACUGGCCGCCGUCGAGUGGUCGGAGAAUGCCGUUAAGGGCUUCAAGGACGAGUAUAAGACGCAUAAAGAGCAUGCAAUGAAGGCCUACAUGCAUGAUACACUCUCUUUUUCGCGUGGAACGGGCUUGUUCAAAGUGCUCUUCUGGAUGUUCUUGGAGUGGCUCCCCACGAUUACCCGGUGGGAGCUCGACGAGCAUGGCUCAUGGGAGAGAAAGCGUUUCCCCCUCAACAGAGGCGCAACACGAGACAUCCCCGAAGAUGCGGUAUUUCACGAGUCGCUUAAAUUGAGGUUACGUGACGUCCCGUCCUACAAUCCGCAAAACAAUGGCGGCGACAAGACCAAGCCUUGUUUCACUGAGAAGCGGGGUGAAGACUUCGUGCUCAUUGAAAAGAAGGCUGAUGGCUAUGAAACUGAUCAUCAAACUUAUCGACUACCUCGUAGGUCAAAGUUAUUGACGGCAUUCGAUACGGACACUUCGGUCAACUAUAUGACGCGACUCGAAUUCGAGCGUUUCAAUUUGUCUCAUAACCACUCGAAGGCAAAGCUUGAGAAUAUGAAGGCGCACUGCAUCGAAGCAGGAAUUGGUGACACAAACACGCGCAACGACUCAAAUGAUAUUGCAACGAUAUGGGAUCAGAUCCAGCCCGCGCAUCCAAACGCCUAA
Messenger RNA from Phaeoacremonium minimum UCRPA7, 1746 nucleotides. Its product is annotated as putative sporulation associated protein. The coding region runs from base 1 to 1746 and encodes 581 amino acids. The transcript is spliced from 5 exons. The record is from RefSeq and is a predicted model, not a curated record. Lineage: Eukaryota; Fungi; Ascomycota; Sordariomycetes; Togniniales; Togniniaceae.